AUGUCGUCGGAUGCCUCGCGGCACGUUGCCACCCCGAGGCUCGAUCCUCCGCUUCGCAAUGAAACCAGCAGCCCGUCCGUCGCCGACUUGACGCCCGCCUCCGCAGACAUGGCCCGGAAACUCGACGAGUAUCCCUUUCCCUCCCACCCGCAGCAACCCGCACAGGCGUCCGCCGCCGGCGACGUCCCGGAGACGCAGCAGCAGCAGCCGUCACCCGGCCUCCGCUUACAAGACGUCAUCCACCUCUUUCACUGCCGCUUAUGCGACAAGCUCUUCAAGGAACCCGUCACUCUUCCGUGCGGCCGCAGUAUAUGCAGGCUGUGUAUUCCCGAGCCGCAUCUCCGGAGCCGCAUCUCGUACCCAGCCGUCGACGACAGGCUGGAAGGGUUCCGCUGUCCCUUUGCGUCCUGCGACAAGGAGCACACCCUCGGAGACUGCGGCGUCGACGUCACACUGAGUAAACUGGCCGAGCAUAUCCGCGACGAGUGUGCCCAGCGCCAUCAAGACGCGGCCAACCAGUCUCCCAGUACAGCACCGCCUCUGCAACAACACAGCCUUGCCUCGGCGCCCCCAUCAGAGUCGCAGGACUCGGAUCCCCUCCGUGACACGGAGGCACCAUAUCACCAUGAACCACAAGAACAAACAGCAGUCGGGAACGAGCCUGCUGUAGACCAGGAUGAAUCGCCCCAACCAGAACCUCCCUCCUUUGCGCGCACCCAACAGCUGGCCCGCUCAGAACUCGACUGCCAAGUCUGCUACGCGCUCUACCACGACCCGCUGACCACCGGCUGCGGCCACACCUUUUGCCGGUCCUGCCUGCACCGCAUCCUCGACCACUCGCGGUACUGCCCCAUGUGCCGCCGGCGGCUGUCCAUCAGCCCGCUGCUCAACCGGGCGUCGUGCCCGUCCAACGCGGCGCUCGCGCGCAUCAUUGCCGCGCUAUGGCCCGCCGAGCGCGCCGCGCGCAGCAUCGCCGUGCGCGCCGACGAGACGGCCCGCGAGCGCGACCUCGAAACGCCCCUCUUCGUCUGCACCCUCGCCUUCCCCCAGAUGCCCACCUUUCUGCACGUCUUUGAGCCGCGCUACCGGCUGCUCGUCCGCCGCGCCCUCCAGGGCGACAAGACCUUUGGCAUGGUGCUGCCCCGGCCCCCGCGUCACGCCGACGCCGCCGCCUUCUACGAGCUCGGCACUCUUCUCCGCAUCGAGCACGCCCAGUUCUACGCCGACGGCCGCUGCCUCAUCGAGACCGUCGGGCUCUCCCGCUUCCGCGUCCUGCGACACGCGGCCCGCGACGGGUACGCCGUCUCCGCCGUCGAGCGCGUCGACGACAUCAGCCUCGAGGAGGAGGAGACGACCGAGGCCGCCGAGAUGGCCGCUGCCGCCGCCGCCCCGCCGCCACCGUCACCGUCAUCUGACGCGGGCAGCGAGCACACCGCCGUCAUCACCGUGCCCACGCUCGAGACAAUGGCGACGCGCGACCUGAUGCGGCUCGCUACCGACUUUGUGCAGCGCAUGCGCGACAAGAGCGUCCCGUGGAUGACGGACAGCAUGCUCGCCAUCUACGGCGAGUGUCCCGUCCAGGACCCCGCCGUCUUCCCCUGGUGGCUCGGCAGCGUCCUGCCCGUCAGAGACGCCGAAAAGUACCGCCUGCUCGGCUCCGCCAGCGUCCGCGAGCGUCUCAAGAUUUGCUGCCGAUGGAUCAUCGAGUGGGAGACCAAGACGUGGUAUGCGCAAACUAGUUGGCGUUUUUGA
Messenger RNA from Cordyceps militaris CM01, 1752 nucleotides. RefSeq names its product S16 family peptidase. Bases 1 to 1752 code for a protein of 583 amino acids. NCBI's taxonomy places the organism in Eukaryota, Fungi, Ascomycota, Sordariomycetes, Hypocreales, Cordycipitaceae. The record is from RefSeq and is a predicted model, not a curated record. The transcript has a single exon.